AUGGCGGCGCUCACGAUAAUUCUCGUGGCUCUGCAACUGGUCAGUCUCGCCUGCGGUAAACCGAACCUCGCGUUUCCGCUCAACGCGCAGCUGCCGCUUGCAGCUCGACUCGACACAUUCUUCACUUACUCAUUCUCGCCACAAACUUUCGUAUCAUCCUCCAACAUUACAUACUCAUUCGGCCAAAAUCAUCCUUCAUGGCUUUCAAUCGAGAGUGCGAAUCGCAGGCUUUACGGAACUCCCAGAGAUGGUGACUUGGCCGACGGCGAAGUUGUUGGCCAAAAGGUCGAUAUUGUGGCCACUGACGACACUGGCUCAACCACCAUGGACUCGACUCUGGUUAUUUCGAGAAAACCUGCACCUUCUGUCCAGAUUCCUCUCCAAGACCAAAUAAAGAAAUUUGGCAACAUCUCGGCACCCUCGUCCGUUCUCUCGUACCCAGCCACCCAGUUCCGGUACAGCUUCAACCCAGACACAUUUGGCAAGAAUAGCGGUCUCAACUACUAUGCCGUCUCAUCCAACAAUAGUCCUCUUCCUGCCUGGGUAAAGUUUGACGCUGGUUCACUCACAUUUUCGGGCUCAACGCCGCCGUUCGAGUCUCUUGUGCAGCCGCCCCAGACCUUUGGCCUCAGCCUGGUGGCAUCCGACAUUGUUGGUUUCGCUGCCACCUCACUCACCUUUAACAUUGUGGUUGGAAGUCACAAGCUCACUACAGAGAACCCUGUAGUUACGAUCAAUGCCACGAGAGGUACUGCCGUUGACUAUGACGGCCUGGAGAAUGCCAUUGCUCUGGACGGUAAGCUGGUGAAGUCGAACGAGCUCGAUGUUACGACGGAGGGCAUGCCUCAGUGGCUCAACUAUGACAAGGAUACUGGAAAAUUGAGUGGCACUCCUCGCGAUGGCGACCAUGCCAGCAACUUUACCAUCACAUACAGCAGCAUGCUUUCUGCCACCUUGGACAUUCUCGUUGUCGUCAACGUCGCCACUGGUCUCUUCAAGUCUACUUUUGAGGACAUGGAGGCUCGACCCGGCGGCAAAUUUAAUGUCGACCUCAGCCAGUACUUUAGGAAUCCAUCCGACAUCAACUUGAACGUCAGUGUCAGUCCGACCGAAAAUUGGCUCAAGGUCGAUGGCUUCAAGCUUUCCGGCGACGUCCCGAAAGACACAAAAGGCAACUUUGACGUUACCGUGGAUGCCAGCUCCAAGUCCUCCAGCCUCUCUGAAAGCGAAAAACUUCACGUCAACGUCUUGGCACCUGACGGUACUCCGACAAGCACCUCGGUAACAACAAGCAGCCCGAGCUCGACGUCUUCAAAUAAUCCUGGUGAAUCGGCUUUACCAACAAUGGGCGGUCGACUCAGCACCGGCGAUAUCUUACUUGCCACCAUAAUCCCGAUUUUGUUCAUUGCUCUAAUGCUCAUGCUCUUUGUUUGCUUCCUGCGACGCCGUCGGGCUAGCCGAAGUUACUUGUCGAGCAAGACUCGAUCAAACGUCCUCAACCCCAUAAGCAGCCUACGCCAUGGCUCCAGCUCUUCCAUGCGCCGCGUCGAGAAAAUGACUGCUGUACCAAACAAUGAGAAGCACAUGCUGAAGCCUACCGCGGCCGCAUACAUGGAAGCGGUGCAUCUACACUCAACGUCGAGACGGUCGUCAGAAACGCUGGGCGGAAUUGAAGAAGACUACAGGGCGAUAUCAGAACGACCACAUACCGCUAGGUCCCAGCCAGCCGCGAUACGAAGUAUCAGUCCUGCUGAAAGCAACGAUGGAAGGCGUUCCUGGGAAACAGUGGAAGGAGAUGUUCCAUAUAUGAGCGGCGCCAAGUCGAUGCGCAAUGGCGGUGCUCCAUCGCCCGACCCAAGCAUCUCCGAAUCUACGCAUCAAGUGUUUGCAACAGGGAGCUAUAUCCAUGACGUUGGUCCAGGGGGAUACAAGAAGGACAUGGAUGCCAUCACCGGAAUGAAGGGCCAUUCGGUCAAGAAGGCUUCGGCCCUCGCUUACACGCCUAUAUACGGGCACAAAAGCGCCGACACGUACUCGACCAAAACCACCAGCUCCGUUGCUCUCCCUCUGAACGAGCGAAGCCGGAAUCACAGACAUCUAGCGUCAACAAUCGCAGAAAGCGAGGGGUCAGACCCCAACUGGGAAAGCAUCACCGUUUCUGAUACCAGCAACUCAGAUAUACGCCCACCAGAACCGGCCUACCUCACGAGCGGCCCUUCUGGCGACGGCCUCCCCUGGGCUGACCUGACUUCCAACGGCAGUAAAAGCUUCAUGUCGGGUCCCUCGUUUGGGUCCGCGGAGAACUGGCGCGUCAUUAACAAGCGAGAUCCCACCGCCAUGACUCUCAAGUCCAUUGUCGACGACACCCCGCUCAGCCCGUUCCCGGACAAUCGCGAAGGCGCAAUGUCGGGCGAGCGCUCGAAUCCUACGCCCGCGCCCGCGAGUAAAUGGGGCGAGGUGGGCGCAGAGAAGACGACGACGAUACACGAGAGCGCAAGUGUCUUGUCCACAGCUGCGAGCGCCGCGAGUGCAUGGCGAAAAGACAACUCAGGCAAGCUGUCUGAGGGCAGCAGCUUUAAAGUGUUCAUAUAA
Molecule: messenger RNA, 2592 nt
Organism: Cordyceps militaris CM01
Lineage: Eukaryota; Fungi; Ascomycota; Sordariomycetes; Hypocreales; Cordycipitaceae
Product: Cadherin-like protein
Exons: 1
Coding region: 1-2592 (863 amino acids)
Cellular component (GO): membrane
Molecular function (GO): calcium ion binding
Source: RefSeq, a predicted model, not a curated record